This is a messenger RNA of Cadophora gregata, 1559 nucleotides long. RefSeq names its product Chitin synthase, class 7 (gene CHS7). NCBI's taxonomy places the organism in Eukaryota, Fungi, Ascomycota, Leotiomycetes, Helotiales, Ploettnerulaceae. The coding region runs from base 246 to 1241 and encodes 331 amino acids. The record is from RefSeq and is a predicted model, not a curated record. The transcript has 4 exons. Gene Ontology annotation, cellular component: endoplasmic reticulum membrane. Gene Ontology annotation, biological process: protein folding.
UGCCCUUGUAUGCACGUGACUGCAGAUACUAUCGACACGUGACAUACUAGGUCUGUGGUCAAAAAUAGUUUACCUACCUUACUAUUUUCGACGCUAACCUUGGUUUCGGGGGUAACGACGAUCCGCCAAGGCACAUCGCAACCAACAUUCAUUCGUCCGCCGCCGCACAAGAACUCUCCGCCGCAACCUGCUUUCCUCCUCAGAACAUCGUUACAGAUCUCUCUACAAAAUUUGGAGAGCACAAGAUGGGGUUCGGAGACUUCCAGACGUUAUGCGAACAGGCGCCCAUCCCGCUGUGUGCUGUAGUGGGCAAGAUCACUCACAUCUCCGGGUCAUAUGGGAUUGAGGCCGACUGCUAUGCGCGCAACAUCGAGCUGGCCAACACAAUUAUAUUCCAGGGCGCCGCAUCUUUCAUGCACAUUGUAGCGCUGAUCAUGACGGUUAUCAUGAUCUUGCAUGUCCGCAGUAAAUUUACUGCCGUUGGCCGCAAAGAAAUCACCUUCUUCUUCUAUAUCUACAUGAUGCUUACCUUCGCAUCCCUGAUUCUUGAUUCAGGCGUCGUGCCACCCGGAAACAAUACAUAUCCAUAUUUUGCCGCAGUACAGAACGGCCUCACAUCAGCGCUCUGUGUCUGUCUACUCAUCAACGGAUUCGUAGGAUUUCAACUGUAUGAAGACGGAACCACGUUAUCAGUCUGGCUCCUCCGAUCCGUCAGCUUUGCAUUCUUCAUAAUCACCGGCUUAGUCUCACUGGCAACCUUCAAAUCCUGGGCGGGCUUGGGUCCCACGAGAACGAUUGGAUUAUUCGUCGUGCUAUACUUGGUAUCGGGGAUCUCGUUACUGGUUUAUGCUGUCAUGCAGGUUAUUUUGGUCGUCAACACGCUACAGGAUCGUUGGCCCCUGGGAGAUCUUAUUUUCGCUGCGUUCUUCCUGAUCAUCGGCCAAGUCAUCCUCUAUGUGUUCAGCACGCAGAUCUGUAAUGCUGUCCAGCAUUACCUCGACGGACUUUUCUUUGCUACUAUUUGCAAUUUGUUGGCUGUCAUGAUGGUGUACAAGUACUGGGAUUCCAUUACCCGCGAGGAUCUCGAAUUUUCUGUUGGCACAAAGCAAAAUAAUUGGGAAGUCAAGGAACUCCUCCCGGAAGAAGAUCGAAGAGCAACAAUCUACCAGGACGACUACUCCAGCACCUACAACCACCCAACCCAGGCGCGAAACUCGAACUACGGUGGAUUCGCAUACUAGGAAUAUCUGAAUAGCAGGAUAUUCGGGCUAGAAAGAGCUUGUAUGGGAACAAGGAAAUGGGAAAUCAAUCUUUUGCAUAGCGUUGGGCUCGGCUAUUGACUUCGUUUGGCGUACUAUUGGAUGGCCUGUUACUCACUUCUGAAUCGUAAUGUAUAUAGGGAACAGGGGGGUUCUGGCAUUCAUUCCAUGGAUAGGGACUGAUGGAUGGAUUGACGAUUGGUUUUUCGGAAUCCGGCGUUUGCAUUGCCGCUACGAGCUGGCAUGUAUGUAGAUAGGUCGCUGAAAAACGAGACCCUUAAUUUCUAUUCAUUUUCGACA